Molecule: messenger RNA, 4616 nt
Organism: Ectocarpus sp. CCAP 1310/34
Lineage: Eukaryota; Phaeophyceae; Ectocarpales; Ectocarpaceae
Source: the annotation of a GenBank genome assembly
GGCCCCUGCAAGCAGCCCCCAGCGGCCAGCCGCGAGUACCCAGCAGCACAGCAGCAGGCCAAAACGCAACACCCUGGGGCGGAUGAAAUGGCGGAACAAUAGAAGGAGCUAGAAAAAUUGUUCGUUCGUGCUCCGACCCGCGCUAUUCAUGAGUAACCUUCCAGCUGCCCCUCGUCAAGCAUCGGUGGCACCAGCAACAGAGCUGGAGCCAGAGAGCGUUGCGCCGGAAUCCAGCCCCGCCAUCGUGAGUUUUGGUACAUGCACCGCUCCUGGCCAAGACGGGACCGCUGCCUCUUCUGUUGCUGGCGAUGAUACUGCCGCUGCCAGCGUGCCAGUUCCUGAAUCUGGGGCUCAACCAUUGGACCAAGACGGAGCUUCUGUCCGCAGCUCCACUUCACCGUCAUCUCUGCCAUCGCGUUCGCAUUGCAGGCACCCAAGUUGCCGGCUCAAGGCUACAUUCGGCGUUCAGACCGCCAGCAGAAUGAUGGCAGAAUUUUGCUCGAAGCACAGAACGGAUGAAAUGGCAAACUUAGAUCGGAAAACGUGCGCCCAUCCAACUUGCAACAAACGGCGUCCUACGUACGGCGUAGAGGGUUCCUACACGGCAACACAUUGCGCGGAGCAUGGUGAACCUGCAGGACUAGUGAACGUCAAGUCCAAAAAGUGCCGUCAUUCAGGUUGCACCACCCUGGCUCGCUUCGGUUAUGAAAGGACCCGCACGAGAGUGUUUUGUGCGAAACACGCACCAGACGGGAUGGUCGACCUCAGGAGCAAGAGGUGCGCUCAUCCGGGUUGCACCAAGCAGCCAACGUAUGGCUUCAAGGGCAGCAAAACUGCGCGAUUCUGCGCGCCUCACGGUAUGGAUGGCAUGGUGAACCUGCGGGCCAGCAAGUGCCGCCACCCAGGUUGCGACAAGUUUCCGUCGUAUGUCCUGGAGGGAUCCAAGCAGAGAAUUUUCUGCGUGCAUCACGCGAAAGCGGGCAUGACCAGGUUCCUACACAAGCGAUGUGGUCACCCAGGUUGUGGGAAGGCGGCGUCGCACGGCGUGGGGGGUUCUAGCACGGCAUCAUUUUGUGCGGAGCAUGCGCCGGCAGGGCUAGUGAACGUUUUGACCAAAAAGUGUCGUCAAUCAGGUUGCAACACCGCGGCUCGCUUCGGCGAUGAUGGGACCCGCACGAGAGAGUUUUGUUCCAAACACGCACUAGACGGAAUGGUAGACGUCAUAAGCAAGAGGUGCGCUCACCCGGGCUGCAUCAAGCAGCCAGCGUAUGGCGUCAAGGGCAGCAAAACUCCGCAAUUCUGCGCGUCCCACGGUAAGGAUGGCAUGGUGAACGUUCGGUCCAGUAGAUGCCGCCACCCAGGUUGCAACACGGUUCCGUCGUACGGCCUGGAGGGGUCCAGGAAGAGAAUUUUCUGUGUGGUUCACGCGACAGCGAACACGUUCAGCCUAUUCGCCAAGCGAUGUAAUCACCCAGAUUGUGGGAAGGCGGCGUCGCACGGCUCGGAGGGAUCCCAGAAGUACAUGUUUUGUGCGCAACAUGCGCCGGCAGGCCUAGUAAACCUAAGGGCCAAGAAAAUGUGCCGUCACGUAGGCGGCAGCAUGGCUGCGUCGUGCGGCAUGGAAGGCAGCAAGCAGGCAGAUUUUGGCUCGAAGCGUUACAAGAACGGAUUGGCGGCCACCUUCGCUGGCACCAAGAAGAGACAGACACGUACUCGACGCUCCAUUCGGAAGGAGAUGGUACCUGAUGUGGGCAACAGGAAAAGGUGUACCAGCCGAGGGUGCACCGGAGUGCCAACCCACGGUUUCCGGUUGAGCACCAGCGAAACGGCAAGGUUUUGUGCGAAACACGCCUCCAAUGAGAUGGUCGACCUCACUGAAACGGUAGGCCGCUACCGCAAACGCACCAAGGGCCACAAGAAAAAGCCCUUACCGCCAGCAUCACCAGUAGAGGUAGAAGGGGGUGGUGUGAAGAGAGAAUGGGACGACGCUGGGACACCUGCGACUUCCGUACGCAGUAGCAGUGCGAUGGGAAGAGGCGGCAUGGCAGGUUCAUGUCCCGGGGACGUAUUUAGAGCUACCGCGGUGGAACCCUUCACGGGGCUCGGGCAGAAGCGAAGGAAGGUGCUAACCGGUGCUGCUGCCUUUGGCCAAAUUACUGGGUAGGACUCGGACGGAUGAACCUCGCAGGGCCUGUCGAGCAAAAGCGUGUGUGUUCAGCACCAUCUGUGUAUUGCUGCUGUGUAGUUUUGGCGAGGAGAGGAAUCAGUGCAUGCGGUCACGCCCAACAGUGGUCUGAGAUGUUGGUCGUACGCGUUGCUUUGAACGACUAAUGCUUAACGAGCUGUCAAUCCGCUUUUUGUUUUUGGCAAGACUGCUUGACGCGGAGCACAUAUCUCACACAGAGAGAAAGGUAAACUCGCGCUUGUCAGGGGUGUGCCUGUAUUUCGAGCUCGUUUUCUUGCAGCAGGCUGAUGCCGUCCGUGGCAGCAUGUACUCUACAGAUGGUCGGCGGUACUCUUGCUUGUCGUUCGCGGGAGCCACGAACAGCAGGUAGGCGUUAGAUGGGUGGUUCUCCAGGUAGGUUCGGGCUUCGCCCCCAGCUACCCCUCGCAAGCUUCCAAUUGGGACAGGAUUGGGGACACCUCGAGAGCACGGAGGUUGUUAAUGUUGAUACGCAGGUUCCCAAAGGACAAAUCUCGCCAGGUGAAAAUGGAGACGGCGAAUGUGUCCAAUCGGGAAGGAGGAGAUGGGGCUAAACGGUCAGGGUGGCCCUUGUCAAACAAAUGGUGAGGAUUUUGAUUUUUGAUUCCGGGUUGGCUUUACGUGGCCCAGAUGGGGAAUCAAUUAUAGAAAUUCAACCCGGAAGACGCGAACAAGGCCCGAAAAUGCCUGUUGCGAUGAUCCAAACCAUGACCCGCGAGAGCGACACAACACUCAAGAUAGCGAACAAUAGCUCCAAGCAACGGCCAUGAUCAGGCGGGCUGGAGGAUGUUGGUCUCGCAUCGAUGCGCUCCAACCCAGCGAGCAAUGUGUGAUUGAAUGCUCCGGGCUGAUGUAGGACGCCGGAAAAGCUACCGUUAACUUGCGUUGACAAAAGAAAGAAUUUCACGGCGAUGACUCUCUCAGUUCAGAGCGUAUCUCGCUCAAAGAAAGUACACCGUGCUCUGCUGGAUGUCAGCUGUCUGUGAAGGUACUGAUUGCAUCGCCAAGUAUCGAAAUGAAGGCAAGUACGAUGUUUUUGAGGUUCGGAUAAGCAACUUCAUGCUCGGUCGGCAUUUGAUAUUUCGAUGUUGGAGUCUGUUCGGGCUCAUUUUUGAUUUUUCCGCGUCGAUAGAUUGUCACCACACAACCCCCCACCUCCAAAAUCCGGCGGCGGAACAUUGGCACUCGGUCCAGUUUUGAAUUUGGAUUUUGAUUUCGGUCCGAAAACUUGUCUGACAUGGAUAGCCCUCACCGCACAAGCCGCGUCUGCGUCCUUUAAAGUUGGUGUUGUCGUUGCCCAGUGCUCUCCAAGGGCAAGCUUGCAUGCUACGAGUAACGGGCGACACACCCUUUAGGUGAGGAAUAAUUUACGAGGAUAGGGGCAGCCACUCCGACCGAGGACAGUUGCCGCGUGUGUUUGGUUCUUCAACCAAGGAGGGUUGGGUUAGGUGUAGUAUUACGUCGUUUCUAGGCGUGUCGCGUUUUUAGUAUAAGCGGACAGGGCCGCUCGCGUGGCUGGGCCAUGUAGGCCAACAACAGCAGCUUUUUUGUCUGCAGCCGAGUGACGCGUGCACCUCAGUACCGUUGGGCACAAGGACUACGAAAGGUCAAUUUGAGACGUCCAAUUGCUGUUCGUGUGCCCGUGAGCGAAUAUGUUGGGAGCUUGCAUGAGAACACACCCAAAAUUACAGCAAGAGUGGAGCCCCAGAUUCUGGCGAUGGCCUUCACUACAAGGAUACUGCACUCGGGCACCUUUCGACUGCGCUACCCGUACACCUUUAUUCUUUAUUUUUCGCAAAACCCAGUGAUGAAAUCCCUUCAUACCGCUAAUGAACCACAAGAGAAAAAGCGCGGGUUGUCCCUUCAAGAAAAAAAAAAUGGCACCAGAAACCAUCCCGUGCACGUGAUAUUCUGCCACAUGCACACAAUCCCGGUAUACGCUCCGUCAUCUCGUUCCUUUUUUUCUCAGCUGCAUCUGCUCUCCCCAGCUGAAGUCUUUUGUCGAAUUGGAUAUGUACGUAUACUUCCUCUGUAUCAUAAGUUAGGGUACCUAAAUGCAAUAGAUUGUCUGGGUGCAACCGUGUUAGUGAUGGUAGCAUAGUCGGGUUUGUAAGAAAGAUAAAACAAAGAAGAAGCGAUAGAAAAAAUAAAAUAAAAAAACGAACAUCUAUCAACAGACUUGCGGGGAAAAUGGGAACGUACCCAAAAAUGAGAAUGGGCGUUUGUUUUUAGAGAGAAAACCACGCCUUUCUUUGCAACCCCCCCCCAAAAAGUUGACAGUGCUGUAGGUCUUUACAGCAGCUUUCGAAUGACGAGCUGUUGCUCAAGCUGUAUGUCCUCGGCAUCGCCGAUGUAGCCAGCAUCGCGAGAAAUCAGGUCGAAACCAGCACGAAUCGCUUUUUGCGCCCGUGAG